This is a messenger RNA of Sceloporus undulatus (fence lizard), 3829 nucleotides long. RefSeq names its product fetuin B (gene FETUB). Gene Ontology annotation, biological process: negative regulation of endopeptidase activity; binding of sperm to zona pellucida. Lineage: Eukaryota; Metazoa; Chordata; Lepidosauria; Squamata; Phrynosomatidae. Gene Ontology annotation, molecular function: cysteine-type endopeptidase inhibitor activity; metalloendopeptidase inhibitor activity. The record is from RefSeq and is a predicted model, not a curated record. The transcript has 7 exons. The coding region runs from base 46 to 1509 and encodes 487 amino acids. Gene Ontology annotation, cellular component: extracellular region.
AACUUAAAUCCAUUUCUAAAGUACACUCUUCGCAGGAAUUUCCAAAUGGGCCUUCUAAUUCCUUUUGUGCUUGCGUUACAGCUGUUUUAUUCCUUGGCUGUUCCAGUGCAGCCACCACCCUUUAUUCAGUUAAGUUCGCCGCCAUGUAAUUCUUCUGCAGUGAAGGCUGUUGCAGAAGCGGCCCUCAACAAGCUCAAUGCACAUCGAAGGACAGGCUACGUGUUUGGUCUCCAGAGGAUCUUUGAUGUCCGCGAACUUCCACAGGGACCUAGUGACUCUCUCUUCUAUCUCACUUUGGAUGUUCUGGAAACUAACUGCCAUGUCCUGAGCAGGAGAUUGUGGAAAAAUUGCACCUUCCGGCCUCCACAUGAGACCGUCUAUGGCCAGUGUAAAACUACAGUUCAAGUCAACAAGAAUAAGGAAUUCAGCUUUCUCUACAACUAUGACUGUGUUUUACGCCCACUUCCCGCUGCAGCUAUUGUAAAACUAUGCCCCGACUGCCCAUUAGCUGGUGACCCAACAGAAGCCAAGUUUCAAGAAGCAGCUGCUGAGAGCCUUGCCAAAUUCAAUACAGAAAGUAAUCAAAUUCAUUACUUUGCCCUCCGCAAUGUAACCAGAGCCACUUCACAGUGGGUUGUUGGUCCUUCAAGCUUUGUGGAAUUCGUCAUCCAGGAGACAUCCUGCCCCAAAAGUGGACCUGUACCUGAUCUCUCCAAGUGCCCCCUCCUCCCUGCUGAAACUGCAGAGACAGGUCUAUGCAAAGGCUCUUUGGUAAACAGCCAGAUCGAACAUCGGAAAUUUAUUACUAUAAAGUGUGACUUCUUCCCACCACAGGCACAAGAAGAUGGUGAACCACAAUCUGGAGCACAACCUGGGAGAGAUGAACACCAUGCUGAUCAUGAAAGCCAUGAAGAUGACCAUCAUCAUCACCAAGAAGGGAAAGGACAUGGUCACCACCAUCACAAUGGUGGCCACUCUCACCCUCGUGGUGGUGGCCACUUCCACCACCACAGUGAUGGUCACUCCCGCCAUCAUGAUGAUGGUCCUCCCAAACAUAAAAAACAUCAUAGAGAUCAUUCACGAGAGGACCAAGAGCCACAGCAUCAACAUCUCUCUUCUGACAGGGACCAAGUAAAAACAGUAGGGCAGGUGAUAAUACUUCCCCCUUCAAACGAACAUGUGUCUCUCCACACCUUGCCAGAAAUUGGAGCAGAACCACUGGAUGGAAAACCUGUCCCUCCACAAGUGGAGGAGCCAGAACCAAUCCCCAAGUCCAAACUUCUUGGUAGUCCCAGUGACCCUGAGAAAGGUAGUCAUCCAAUGCAGAUACCAACAGGGCAGCCAGGCUUGACCAAGCCUACUAGCUCAAACAUUCCUCCCUACCCUGCUGGGUUUUCAGAAUCGGAUACAUGUCCAGGAGAGAGCACAGUAAACAUGCUUGGCUUUCAGUUGCCUCAAAGGCCCAUAAUAAAAACACCCCCAGGAGGUACACAAUCCCAAACUGAGUGAUGUAGAACACUAAGGGGCUUGGCACCAUGAGACACAAUAUCCUCUCUGCGUGUGAGAACCAAUUAGAAGAAGGAAGUACAGAAUAGUUUGCUGGAUUUCUCAAUGCAAAAAGCAAUACUCUCCCAUUUGAUUUUGAAUUGUAUGAACUCAUGCAAGGGUACUAGAUAAACCCCUGAUGUACAAAUGUUAACAACAAUUUGCACAAGUGACAGCAUUUUACUAAGACUGCUGCCACCCUGCACAAUUAAUGCAGUUUGACACCACUUUAAUGAUCAUGGCUCCAUCCUAUGGAAUCCUGGGAUUUGCAAUUUGUUGUGGCCCCUGCGCUCUCUGACAGAGAAGGCUAUAUUUCUCACCAAACUACAAAUUCAAGAAUUUUAUAGCAUUGAGCCUGGAAGAUAAGUGUCAAACUGCAUCAAUUCUGCAGUGUAGAUGCAACCCAAGUUAGGUGUUUCUUGCACUUUUUGUCUCCUAUUUAGCUCAACCUAUACAUGAGUCAGCCAACUAUCAUCAUCAUCAGAGGUGGUGCAUAGUCCAAACUAUAAAGGAGCUAUCCAAGGCGCUAAAUGUGUCUUGGGCACAUAAUUCAACCCCUUGGAUAGCUCCUUUAUAGUUUGAACUACAACCCAGAGCAUAAUCAUCAUCCCACUGACAUGGAAACAACCGCCGACUGCUGGUUUUUAUCCAUUUGUCAGCUUUCUUAGUGUAUAAAGCUUGGAGUCGAGUCAUAAGGAGUUUUGCUUUUAAGUAAUACCUGGAUUGGGAGAAAAGUGCCUAAUACUACAGAGUAUGGGACGGUAGGGUGGAAAGACCAUCCUGCUCCCCUCGUGAUUGAAUAUUUUUGACUGUAAAGACGACUUCCCACCCUAUGCUUUAUCUAAGAGGAGAGAAGAUAUCUGAACAAGCAAAUGUACCUGUCCCAAAUUCCCUCUAGUGUGCUUACUUCAAACCCUGAGAGUCCUCUCCAUUAGAUUUCACUUUCUAAUUUUCGUGUAAAUUAUAGAAUGGAAGAGAUCUCAAAAUGAGUGUUCCCCUGCUUUUGUCAGCCCCAGAAGACUACCCCAGAGACCAACAUAAAUGGGCCUAAUGCUCUGCUCCCUCUGUUACCUUGCCCUGCCUUCCCCACGUUUUCUCACUGCAAACCCCAUGCAAGACAUCUUUGCAUUAUUUGCACCAUUAUUACCCGAAGAGAACAUGUCCAGGGAUUUCAUCUGAUGAUGGCUUCCUCUCCCCAAAAGUAAGGCUUUGUUGAUGUGGUUGGGGAAGAGGAGAAUGGCAGUGGGGAUGAGCAGUGAAGAUGGACAGACAAGCCUAUCAAUUUCAUCUUCUUCCAUGGUGAUAGAAUUUAAAGAUGUAGGACCUUAUCACACUAGACGAAUCCCAGGAAGGAACAAGAUUUAAAAGUAGAAAAAACCUGCAAAUGAAGGGUGUUUUUCAGACGACAUUUCUUACAAAGAGCAAUAGAGCGAAAAUGAAGCAAAAAGUUGAAAAAAACAACACCUUUUUACUUUCAGGAACUUCCAAAAGUAAAAAAGGGUGUCAUUUUUGUCAACUUUCCAUUUGCUUUUUUUUCACAUUAUUGCUCUUUGGUGCAAACGCGUCUGAAAAACAUCCUGCAUUUGUGGGUUUUUCUACUUUUAAAAUCCUGUUUCUAUGUGGGAUUCGUCUAGUGUGAUAAGGUCCAUAGCCCUGUUAGUCUGAAAAAUCAGUAUGCAAAAGGAUCUUGUAGCACCUUUGAGACUAACUGAAAGAAAGAAGUUGGCAGCAUGAGCUUUUGUAGACUUGAGCCAACUUUCUCAGAUGCAUGUAUUGGAGGGGCGAGUCUAUAGACAAACCUAUACAAGUCAUUUGUGUGUAAGAAUAUCAAUUCACAUUCAAAACCUAGUGGGUAUGGAGAUGUGGUCCCCCAUCAACCUCAAGUUAAAACUGUGUUUUGACACCACUUUAACUGCAAUGUCUCAAUGCUAUGGAAUUCUGGGAAUUGCAGUUUGAUGUGACACCAGAGCUUUGCUUUACACCAAAUUGCAAUUCCCAGAAUCCCAUAGCAUUGAGCCAUGGUUAAAGUUAAAGUGCUGUCAAACUGGAUUAUUUCUGUAGUGUGGAUGCAGCCUAUGUGUGACAUGAGAUCCAUGGGAGGGAGGAUUGAGAGAAAUCAGGUUAUUUCAAGAAAGAGUUUGGAUGCAAAGCCAUGGUUAUACAGGUGAAAUCUAAACAAAAAGAACUGAAAGCUGUUGCCUCUUCCAGGGACUGUCUCCCUGUCUGGAGAAACUUUCCUAACUUUAAUGGAACCCUUGCAAUAAACCUUUACUUUAUUUCUUUA